GAGUAGCAAGGUGCUCGAAAAUGGCGACAGCUCGACAGCGUGAACAAACUUCAAAAAAAGCGUCGAAAGAGAAAGUAACGAAAGUUUCACCUCACAGUUUGAGAACAAGACGUUCAUCACUAAGAAUAGAAGAUGAAGAAGAUGCAAACGACCCUUCCGGGUGCAUGUCUUUGGACGUACUUGCACAGGUCGCAUCUGCUACUCUUCAGAAAGAACCAAAGAAAAAAAAGCUAAGAAAACGGAGUCUUCAGACGUUGGAGUUGCUAGACUUGGACCAGAUCCAAAGUCUGUCUGACAAGGCACUUCUCAGUUUCUUCUCUGAAAUGAAAUCAAAUGAAAUAACACGUAAUUUCACAUACACCUGCUACUUGAUGCCUAAAAAAUGCCAGGAACAGUUCAAAAGUUUUGGAAAUGAAACUCAAGCCAGGAUGAGGAUGAGAAACCACCUCCACAAACACAUAGAGAAGCUCAUUGAAGAGUUUAAUGAUUCCAACAUUAAAGGGAAGUAUGUGUUUCAAGCAGAACCUAUCCACGUAAGGAACAAGAGGAUAUCAGUGCUCUCAAGCAAAAAGAAGCCUGGAGGCAAGCGAACAAAAUUCACAGCAUUAAAGCAACGUGGUGAAAACAGUUCAGACACAGAGGAAGCAAUCUCAAAAGGAAAGCUGAGUGGUGAACAAACAUCUUUUGAUCUGGAAUGUGAGGAAAUGGCAGAGUUCUCAGAUGAUGAUGAUGAUGAUGAUGAUGAAUAUGAUGAAAAUAGUGUGUCUUCUCCAGGUAAAAAGAGCAGAUUUUCUCAAAAGCAGGCCAAUUUUCAUCCUUCAAAGUCCCCAUAUCGACAUAGUACAAGGGGAAAAUCAUUCAAUAAAAGAUCUGUAGAAGAUGUUAGAAAUUCUGAACAAGAUGACACUGAACGUCGAAUGGAGGAGAAUGAGCAGUUCAUCAUUGACCUCCUUAGUCGGACCCAGCCACACCAUGAUCACUGCUACACAACCAUAUUCGGUAAAAAAAGAGGAAUUGAUGAUAUCGUAUUCCAUGACACCUCUGAUGAGGAUACGGAAGAAGAUGACAUUGGUGACCAUAUUCGUGCAUAUGGAAAGAAGAUCAUUCGACCAGAGAAAGGAGUUGAGCCUAUACUUUGUCUGGGCAAUGUGUCGGUUAUGGACGAGUUGACAGGAACAGGGACAGAUGAAGCAUCAAAGACUAUUAUUGUGUGUUCAGAGGAGAUCAUUGACGACCUCCUGCCCGACGAUUACCAAGGACACAACGGCAAAAGACCCUACCCACCAAUGCCUAAGUAUGCCAUUGCCAAGCGAGGACGUGUGCAUGUCCCAGAGGAGUACGACCCCAUCAGUGAGGAGGAGGAACCACUCAUGUCUAACCCCAAGAGAAGGAAGAAGGGCAUGGUCACGAGCCAUCAGGAUCGGGAAAUCAAUGUGGAAUGGGAAAGGAAAUUGGCAUUGAAAUGCAUCAGAGAGCUGAAGCUGAAGAAGAAAGAGGACCGAUCUCCUCUCCACUGUAGGAUUUGUAAGGACAAAAAGUUCACAGCCAGCGCUACCCUUAUGUACCACUACCGAAGUCAUGCAGGUAUCAAGCCAUUUGUGUGCCUUAUAUGCAAUACGACGUUCACCCGCCAACACAGCCUUAACUACCACAUGUUGAUCCAUAACAACCAGAGCAGGUUUACUUGUAAAGACUGUGGCAGAAAGUUCAGACAUCCAAGUCACUUCAAGGAACACCUGCGAAGACAUACAGGAGAGACACCCUUUGUGUGUACAGAUUGCCCUCAGAAAUUCAAAACAAGAAACACGUACAAGAGACAUUUAAAGACGAGACAUGGGAAACUGCUGACAGCAGCUGGUAUUCGGAUUCUGAGUGUAGAAGAGUUCGCAAAAAUUCGGACAAAACCUUAUAGAAGGAAUGCUUCAGAGAAGAAGUCAAAAAUCUUGUGUCGUAAUCUUGACGCUCGUGUUAAAACAGAGCCUGUGGAGGCUGAUGUUAGCAAAGGCAAGGUUGUUGUUAAAUCUGAAUCAGUUGAGCACCAAUCCCCUGACAGUGCUGACAAUGAUGAGGAAGAGGAGGAGGAAGAAGAGGAGGAAGAGACAGAUAGUGAAGAAGGCCAGGUAGAUCAUGAGGAGAACUCGAGUCACGAGCCAGAACCCUACUUCGUACCUAUUAGUAUUGUUGUAAACACAUGAUUCCUUGAUCUUCAGCAGUAACAUGGUGAUGCGCCAUUGGCUUCACAGCCAUAAUUAACAUAUGCAAAUAGAUGGUCUCAAGCUCAUAAACUUGUAAUUGCAAUAAUCACAAUUUUAGAUAAGACAUGACAUUACAUUAUGAAAUAAAUGAGGCAGGGAUUUGUGUUGUGUAUUAGAGUAUAAAUUAAUACAUUUUAUGUAGCCCUGUGGAAAAUUGAUCGUAAUGUUUAUAUUGAUCUGCAGGUAUUGAAAUAUGAAUUUGAAAACUACUGUAGAUGACUUACGUUUUGCACUUACUUAACUUUUCAAACCUUUUGCUUAUUUGUGAGGACAUAAUCAUCAUCCAAUUAGCAUCUUAUCUUAUUUAUAGAUAAUUGUUCGGGUGACACUGGAAUAAGCAAUGAAUGCUUUAUGCGAAACUGCUAAAAAUAAUCGUGGAAAAUUCAGAGUAUAGACAUCUGCAUUAUAAUCAGUCUUUUAGAGUAACAAAAUGUAUUUUUAAAUAUUAACAGAUAUUGUUGCAUUGUUUUAACUUAUUCACAUGAAAAAGUCCCUGAAUGGAAAAUGUAGAAUCACUCAAUUCUCAAAAAAAUGCCAUGCCAAAUAGAAAACAUUCUAGCUGUGAAGUAUUGAAAUAUCUGUUUUCAUCAUUUGAUAUGACAAUUUUUCCUAAAUUUCUUAUUAAAGAACAUCGAUUUUGUACCUUUCCAGCAGACAUCAUGAUUAUAUACAUGUACCAGUGGAUAAAAUGUGAAAUGUGGAGUGCUAAGAGAUGGCAGCAAAUAUUGUUGACAGUUUAAACUUUGUUCUAUUGCCACUAUGUGUCCAAAGAUUUUUUUUCUUCAAAGGACGCAAAUGUAUUAAUAAUUAGGAAGAUGUAAAGGAAUUGUGAUAAAAAGUGCUUUUCAAGACAAUUUUAGACAUUGCAAGAUGGUUCUCUCUCAGAAAAUAAUUUGAAAGGUUGGCAGUGCAAAUUAACUUAUCUUGUUAAUGUUAAUUAAAAAUAUUCAAAUGACAAAGAAUCUCUUUCUGUUAGGAACAAAGAAGUUUGUUAGGAGCCGAAUCGCUAUGAUUUAAGAAAUUGCAUGAUUUACCAUAAUAUCUGUCAAUUUAGUAUAUAUGAUUUAAAUUGACUGGCAAGUUGUACAUGUAGGGUAUUUCAAGUCCUUGUAAUUGAACUUUACUUUCACACAUUUAUUUAUGUAUGAAUUCAUGAUCAAGAAGAGCAGUAAAUGAAAACUGGAAUAAUGGUGAACAAUGGAAUUUUUGUCCAGACAAACAAUUAAUAUUGACAUUAUAUAUACAUGAUUUAUAUGUUUACAUCAACUGUUCUGAGAAAUCUCUUUUUAUAAUUCAUACUUAAAUUGUUUGAGUUGAAAUCAUGUGCAAUAAUAAUAUUUACUCAGUCAUCCUUCAAUUCAGAAAGAAAAAAGUGGGAGUUCUCCCCCUUCAAUCAGUGUUUCGUGUACCGUUCUAGUGGCGUUCAUGAGUUGAAAUUUAAUAUACAGUUUCUAUUUUAAAACUGCUGGUAUACAUAAUAAAAAUUAAAAUACUUAAAUAAUCAAAGUAUAAAUUUGUAUAAAUAGAGAGAUUCUUAAAGGGGGAGACAGAGUAAGUGGGGCAAUUUAGAGAGAGAAAAGCUUUAAAAAGGGGAGUUAAUUUUCCCAAAGUGGAGAAUCGUUCUUUGAGGGUGAAACACUUUAAAGAAAAAGAAUGGGGAGUCUUUUUGAAGGGGAUUUUUGUCAUUCUUUUUUUUGUAAAAUGACUGGUUUCAUUACUUUGAUACUUAAAUAUUUUGACCAAAAUUGUUUUAUAUAAUUGUAUAAAGAUCGAAAUGGUUUCAUCACACUGUUACUUGUAUCAUAUUGACCAAUGUUGUAUAAAUACAGUGUGUAUAAAGUUGUACAGUAAAGAACAUGAAUUGUUUAAUUUGACCAACAUUUUAUAUAUUGUAUAUAGUUGUACAGUCAUGAUGUUCUGCGUCAGAAGUGCCAUUAUAUUAGGUUACAUUUGUUUAUACAAAACUUUAAUACCUGAGGACAUGGUAGAUGUAAUUUUAUGUAUAUCUUAACUAAAGAAAAGUAUGAUUUAUGAUGGCAAGUCAUGACUCUCUUCAUCCUUUGUUAGGGUAAAAAUAUCCUCAUAUUGUAUAAUUAUUGAAAGAUUUGACCAUUCAAUAGUUAGAUUCUCAGAUUUUUAUGAAGAAAAUUUCUGACACCAUUAUAUCCAGAUUGAUUAGGUCUUCAUGAUACAUUUAGAUAAAAAUAGAAUCAAAGAAAUUAAUAUGGAAAAAAGUCAACUUGUAGCAGGAUUCAAAUUGAUUGCUCUACGUUAGACAGCUUUCAAAUGUUGGAAUGGCCAACUGUAUAAAAAGCCUUUUGAGAUAUCAGAGUAUAGUUGAGAAAAAAACACCUGGGCAGUUAUGUUAAAAGCACAGAGAAUUUGUUGAGAUCACUCUGACUAUUCUAAAAAUUGUCAUUGAAGGAAUUAUCUGAAGAUCUUGUUUACAAGGAUUUUAAUAUGUCAUUAAAAACUUGUUGAUAACAGUUUCAAAAAUGAAUACUGACAUUCACUUGUAAAAAGCUAGUAAAGCUUACUGGACGACUUGGCCUCACUUUUUCAUAUUCAGAUUUUUUAAGAUUCUUGAUUCUUGGAUCAUCCAAGGGCAAUGUCCUCAUUUGUAAAAUCAUCACAAAAUGACUCUUUCUCUCUGGUCCUCACAUAUUGUGAAUAAGAUCUGUGGAACUAUUUCCUGAUAGUCUGAACAAAGUAAUUUACUGUAGUAUUUUUGUCCUCAUGCUGUGCAUGUAGAUAUAGGUGCAAUUAACUUUGUUGUUGGAAGAGUGAAUUCAAUCACUCAAAACUAAAAAUUCACUCCCACCCAACUUUGUUCCAUUGACAUCCGAUUACUCUAGUUAUAUCUUAAUGAAGGUUGGCAGUCCUGUGAGCCUGCUAUGUUUAUUGCAUAGCGCACGUGUAAUAUGUACAAAUUAUUUUGCUUAGUUAUAGCAACAUUUCAUUAAAAAUUAAGAAUAUCAAGUCUUUCAGUGAAUGAUCACACAGUUUUUAAUGUGUACUGGUAUAGGUAUGGAUAGCUUUGUCAUAAGCUCAUUUUUUUUCGGUGUGUUUUGACUUUUUCAAAGAAGGAAGAAAUGACAGCAUAUUGAAAUUUUGAUGUUAGAAAGCAUUCAUAAGGAAAGCUAGGGUUAUUUUAUUUUGUAAAAGUGAAAGAUGCAAGAUAAUUUUAAGGGGAUAUUUUCAUAAAAGUUUUAGAUUUUGGGAUUAGUCUUCAUCAAAUUAAGAAGAAAAUGUUUAUACUGAGAUAUAAAGACAGAAAGUAUUAAUUCUUUAGAAUGAGUUCCCAUUGAUUUUCAGUAUAUUAGACUUGUCCUUGUGAAUAAAAAUAGCUUAAUAUGAAGCAAUCUUGUGCUUUGAAUUCUAGGUUAAUUUUAGGCAGUACCAAGGCAAUGCAGUUUCUGUUCUUGGUUACGGGACAAAUAUAAACAUGCUACAGACUUGGCUGGAUCAUAUAACAUACACAUUAAAAAACACUAAAUGAACCAGAUAAAUAGUGAAAGUUGUUUACCUUUUUAUGUCCAUUUGUUUUGUAAAUUUCUGUGUCCUUUUGUUUGUUACUGAACAUAUUCAGUAAAACUUCAUAGACUUAUCAACCAGCACUUGACAGACCUCACAAAUUGAGAUCAAAUUAAAGUCACAUUUUAGUUGUUCUUAACUGAUCAAAAAAAUGAAUCUUUACAUGUAUAUCACUAGUAAAUAUUUGUGUCUGCUAUAAUUCCUGCUUGUAAGAUUGCUUCAUAACUCACCUUUUGUCAGGACUUUGUUAGGACUCAAUGAUUUUUUGAUUUUUUUUCAUUGACAAUCUUAAGUUGAAAUCUGAAUUUGUUCAUAGGUAUUUUUUUGUCUCAUUUGGAGUAAUCAUUUGUUUAAUAAUUGAAGUGCAAAUCACAGAAAAUCUCCCUGGCAAAAUAUCUUUUUUUAUGAACAUCAGUUAAAUUUUUAAUGAAAUGUAGAUAGACAUAGAAUUAGGAGAAUACUCCAUAGAAUUAGGAGAAUACCAGAGUCUAAAUAAGACAAAGUAUUGCCAUUCACUCUCCUGUAUAUCGGACAAGGUUUUGAUUCAAGGCAGGUUCUAGAAUACACUGUAUUGGUCUUGAAAGGUUGUACCCAUUAUUUAAUAUUUGUGAUCUGUUGUGCUAUUUUAUUUCAUGUUUGAAUAUUUAAAUGAUUAUCAUCAAAGCAUUUUCUGCUUCUGUUCCGUGAAGAAACCCUAUUUUGUUGUUUAUGUACACUAAUUCUGAUGUCGUCUAAAUGACCAGGCAUGAUGCAGUGUAAAAUAUGAAAUUCUGUUAUAGGUUUAAUGAACUUGAUGACAGUGAUCUAAAUUUUGUAUAUAAGAUUAUGUACUUGUGACAAAGUCCUUGUCCAUGCAGGCAUGAAAUCAAUGUUUUGUAUUCCCCUGGAUGUUUAUACGACAUUUUACCAUAUAAUACUGCAGUCUUGUAGAUCAAGUUGAGCUGUGAUCUGUUGUUAAUAUUUGUUGACUGUUGAACUACAUAGUAGUUGUAGCUAUAUUCAUUUGUUAAGCAGCUACCAAACACAGGAGCUGAAGGGGAUGACGUUCAGCAGGGACUAAAGCAACCUGUAAUGUUGUUUAUAAUACCGGUACCUAAUAAUCUUUUCUUAAAUUCCAUAAUAAUGUCUCACCACAACCACAAUAUUUUGUUUACAUCUUUUUCUAUAGGAUUAAAGAAAAAACUUUAUGCUAGAAAUAAAAUGUUGGUACCCCGGUACAUUGAUUGGUAAUAUAAAUAGCGUUUUGAUUAAAAAUAAUAUAAGAUAUAUUCAAGGUAUGAACAUCUGUUCCUGAUGAGUGGUGAACCCCUUUGUCGAAUUUAAAGAAAAAAAAUCCUUACAGGGAUGUAAUAAUGGUGACCAUGUUGACAGAUAAAUAAUUAUCAUUUGUUAACAUGUACAACCUACCAUUUUUCCUGGUUGGCAAGUGGUUUAAUCGUUUUCCUAGUUAUGAAUCAAUUUUAACUUUGUAGGUAUUAAGAUCUGACAAUGUUCGACCAAUAAAUGUAUAUAUACUGUUCCUGUUUCAUUUCUGGCACAUUCACCCUUGAAUGAGAGGCCAAAUUGAACAUAACAUGAAUAAUGUGUAUCUAAAUUUAAGAUUUUUAUUGAAAAGAACAUCAAUUAAAGAAAUGAUAAUUAUGAGGGUAUGCAAAAAGUCUUAUAUUCAUUUUAUUCCAUUAAUACUAUUACCAGGCUUCUUGGUAAAUCCUGAUGUCUAGAGUUGAGGGGUUUGAGGUUCGAAUCCCAGCCUGGCCAUUACUAUGUUUGCACUUCUGUUACAUUACUAGAGUAUUGCAUUAAAUUGUUGAGGGUAUAGGUCUCUGGCAUGGACCAUUGAUAUAAGAAAUCUCCAUCAUUACUAAAAACAGAGACCUAUUUUAAUAUGUCUGCUGAAGCUUAUUAUAUACACAUACAUGAUUUUGUAUAUAUGAUACAUAAGACCACAUAUAUAUUGCUAUAUUGAUCAUGAAUAAAUAACCAUCAA
This is a messenger RNA of Mizuhopecten yessoensis (Yesso scallop), 7776 nucleotides long. Its product is annotated as zinc finger protein Xfin-like. The transcript has 9 exons. Gene Ontology annotation, biological process: regulation of transcription by RNA polymerase II. Bases 21 to 2195 code for a protein of 724 amino acids. Lineage: Eukaryota; Metazoa; Mollusca; Bivalvia; Pectinida; Pectinidae. The record is from RefSeq and is a predicted model, not a curated record. Gene Ontology annotation, molecular function: RNA polymerase II cis-regulatory region sequence-specific DNA binding; DNA-binding transcription factor activity.